AUGUCGGAGCUGGCUGUCCCAAUACCGGUCUCUGCUAAUAUGCCCCGAUCCGAUAGACAAGCCUCAACAUCUCCAGAUCUCCCUGAUACACAAAGCCCACCAGACCAUACUAUGAAUAUCACCACAUCCCUAGACAUUCGCAGCGAUGCGGACACAAGCAGUUUGAGCGAUUUUGCUGAGGGCUCUGAGGAUCAUGAGGAUCCAGUUCCAUUCUCGAGCACCGCAUCAAACGUCGAAGAGAAUGAUUCGGAAGCAGAGACUGAGCGACUUGAAAACACCCCUCGAAAGCCGCUCGCCACAGGCCUCUAUAUCGCGAAUGUUGGAACAAAUCUGAGCAGACUCUCCACACCCACUCCUAUGGAAACAAGAUCACCUCCAGAAUCGCCCAUUACGCCUGUAGAAGAGACCAAAGUUCCGACAUUGGACGACAAGGGCGGCGAUGAGCACGCUCUGGGCGUUCAGCAGAGCCUCGCAACAAUAUCAGAAGCAGCUCCUAUGGUAGACAAUUCCAGUCGCAAACGAAAAAGAUCAACACCAGAAGAUCAAAAACGCCCAGCCACAGGUUCUGACGAGCCAGCGCCCAAGCGAAGUGGAUCUUUCAGGGCCGAUCUGAACGGAAACAAGUCACACAUCAUGAAUACCUUCGCAGACGUAGAAGUACCAGAUGAUACAGGCGAGCAUGAGCAUACUACACGGCCUACAGAGGAUCCAGAAGUCGAACUAGGUGAGGACACCACGGAGACCGCAGAGGAAGUCGCAGAGACGGCAACAAGACUUCCAAGAAGUCGCAAAGGCAAACGGAAGGGCAAGAAAAUUGUCGAAACUACAGAAAAGGAACCCCCCUUGGACUCUGGCGAUAUCCCUGAUGUAGAAGAUGCAGAUAAUGGUGAAGAGGAGGACGAUGCCGCUUUGGACGAAGAACUCGCUAAGAAGAAAGACGCAAUGGACAAACUGAGUUCUAUCAGAGAGAAGUUCAUAGUGUUUCGCGAAAAGGUCCUAGAAGAGCAACUGAAUAACGUCAAUCUCGAAAUCGAAUCCCUUGAAGCCGCCGAACCCACACAUACUGAUUUCCUAGCCAUGUUAAAGUGUAUUGACGAGAGACGGGACGAAAAAAUUGCCCACGAAAACAAACUCCUCUCAUAUAAAGUAAAAACACUAAAAAGAACUACAAUCGCAGAACGACACCAGAUACAAAGUCAGUAUUUUCAGUCCGUGCGGGAUAUCAAGGAUCGAUCCAUGGAGGCCUGUCAAAAGCGGCUGAAUCAGUUGCAAAAAGAAAGGAGGCGUGUAGGAACUGAAGAGGUGGACUAUGCCUUACUGUUCAAUCCCAAGCGAUCCGACCAGAUUAGACAUCAAACAGCCAUUAACCGCGAGGUAUCGAUUUUGGCUGGUGUUGCGAAAUACCGUGGCUUCCCCGCGGCGCCCGAUGUAACGGUCGCGAGAGACUCUGAAGUUGAUGAUGAUCUCAAGGCUAUGAAUAUACAAAAAGACCCAGUUACACAGACCGCUAUGAACGCCUAUCCUGCGAUUGUUUCCAAUACUAUGAGGGCGGGCAAUCAAGUGGCGGAUGAGUCAUUCCUUCAGAGAAACCCUUGGGCAAAUCCACAACAUCCUGCACAUCAAUUACAAGCCAACAUCGCAACAUCUUCACAUCCACGCUUCAAUCCUCUAGUCACGCCAGCCAGUCAAAAACGUACAGUCGAUAUCACCGCUCCAAAUGGCUCGGUUUCAACCAUUGAAGCGGCGUCCAACCCUCCGUCUUCAGCAGCCGGACCUGGGCAGAAUGGCUCGGAACCUGUCAGAGCUCGCAAGAACGAGUCAAGCUCACCAAUCUUGCCUUUCAAGCGACCAAGUAAUCACGAGACGCCCAGAAUGACACCUUCGGCUUCACGUGCAUAUUCGAACAAUUCGUCUCCAGUCCCAAACAACUGGAAGAACAGUCACAAGGACAGCACAGUCGAAUAUUCCUAUGCAAGUCCUAUGACAAAUAAAGGCACGGACAAUCAGCGCACUUUUGGCCUUGCCAAUGCCGCUGCGUCAGCCAUGGCGGCCGGCCAUGAACAUCCACUUGGGGGAUCCUCGCGCAACAAGACGCCUAUGGGACAAAGAAGCAGCGGGCUGAGUGUUGGAACCGCUGGGAAUAGUGCUUUUGGACGAUAG
Pseudovirgaria hyperparasitica is the source of this 2160-nucleotide messenger RNA. RefSeq lists its product as uncharacterized. Gene Ontology annotation, biological process: negative regulation of transcription by RNA polymerase II. The record is from RefSeq and is a predicted model, not a curated record. Gene Ontology annotation, molecular function: histone deacetylase binding. NCBI's taxonomy places the organism in Eukaryota, Fungi, Ascomycota, Dothideomycetes, Acrospermales, Acrospermaceae. The transcript is spliced from 4 exons. Bases 1 to 2160 code for a protein of 719 amino acids. Gene Ontology annotation, cellular component: Sin3-type complex.